AUGGCUCGUUCCAAACAGAAAGCUCGGAAGUCCACAGGAGGUAAGGCCCAGUGGAUCAAUCCCGAAAUGAUGAGAGCGCAAAACUUCGCUAUAAGAUUGAUAAAACCGUCUAGGCACAGGCCAGGAACCAUGGCACUAAGAGAGAUCAGAAGGUAUCAGAAUAGCACAGUAACAUUGAUCCAGAAACUUCCAUUCCAACGACUGGUGAAAGAAAUAGCCCAAAGUUUGAAGGCGGAGUUCCGGUUCCAGAGCAGCGCUGUUGAUGCUCUCCAAGAAGCAGCUGAAGCUUAUAUGGUUGGGUUCUUCGAGGAUACCAAUUUGUGUGCCAUACAUGCUAAGCGAGUAACCGUCAUACCUAGAGACAUCCAGCUUGCUAAAAGGAUUCGAGGUGAUAAACUUUGA
Molecule: messenger RNA, 402 nt
Organism: Eruca vesicaria subsp. sativa (arugula)
Lineage: Eukaryota; Viridiplantae; Streptophyta; Magnoliopsida; Brassicales; Brassicaceae
Source: the annotation of a GenBank genome assembly